Thrips palmi is the source of this 1588-nucleotide messenger RNA. RefSeq lists its product as uncharacterized. Bases 296 to 1429 code for a protein of 377 amino acids. The record is from RefSeq and is a predicted model, not a curated record. Lineage: Eukaryota; Metazoa; Arthropoda; Insecta; Thysanoptera; Thripidae. The transcript has 4 exons.
CGUUUUCUGCUUGACCAGACCGAAAUUGUUUGCUUGAAAACUAUCCCAUCUAUCGACGGGGACUCAUAAUCAUGUUUUGAUCACCUACUUUACGAAAGAAGUUUUGGUUUGUGCAAGCGCAACAGGCGACAGGCCUGCCCCACUCUGUUGUCAGUUGUCUGUUAUCAGCUGUUCGUUUGAACGGGCGGUUAAGAAUAUUUUCGGUGUUGUUUCUGCAGAUUUGUCUGUCAACGGUGAAGAAAAUCUUUCGUCGCCGCACCGGUGCCCCAACCAGGUUCAAUAUUUGUAGCUAGCCAUGAAGCGCCGAUCAAACGUGGCUCCCGUGCGCCCGUGCGAACUGUUCGAAUACCGAGUGGCUGAAUCUGCAGCUGAGAAGAAACCCAUUAUGCCUCGACAACUUCACUUCACAGGCAAUUCGUCUCGAAAGUCCAUGCCUGUUAAGCCGCCAAGAUUCAGCACUUCAGGAUACGUGCCUCCUCGCUCACGAAUCAGUUUAUCGGGCAGAGUCAGCCUUUCAGGCAAAGCAACGGGCAGAGUCAGCAUUUCAGGCAAAGCAACGCAUGAUGUUUCGGUGAUGGAUGGAGUCUCGUUGCUUGGCCAAACCAUCAAUGAAAGUUCUGAUGAUGUCACCAUACAAGUCCUGAAACCAGUUGUUGCUUCCACUUCAUCUGAGCCAGUUUGUCCUGUCAGUACAUCUCAAGUUUUGAAGAAAUCUGAUGAAGCUAUAACUGACAAUGGGCCAAAGAAGUGUAAUACAUCAGUUUCCAACAAGACCUUUGGUAGUUGUAUACAGUCAUUAUCAGAUUUAGGUGAGACUAAGAUACCCAAACCCAAAAUCUGUACUACUGAGAAGACUAAAAGGACUUCAGCUGAAUUGAAUUCAACUGCUGCAUUUGAAGAGGAGGAAAUUGCUGCACUAACGUCAACUCCUCAUCACAACCGGAAGUCAAAAAGUAUUGUGCCUGCAUCGUCAAGUACGUCUGUGAAUGCCGAACUUGCGGAACAAAUGAAACUUUUUAUCAUGGAUCAAAGAAGCCUUAUGCAAGCUGUUAAACUGUCUUGCCAGAAGACAACUUCAGCCAUGGAACAAAUGAAUUCUGUCAUGAGCCAAAUGAAUAUAUUAGUGGAGAAGUUGACUUUGAAAGUAGAUUCACACUCUGAAUUCAACAAUGUGCUUUCAAAAUCUGAAGCAUGUCAGAAUGAUGAUAAAAUAGCUCUGAGUGAUGAUAAAGAGAAUGUCAAUGUUUGUGCAGGAAAUACUCGCAAAUCAAUUUCAAUGUUCUCUGACAUGAAAUCUCAAUUUAAGUGUCUGAAAACUCCCACUACAGUUCGGACUCGAACACUCUGUGAAACUCCAAAUACUGUUCUCUCUAAUACGGUUCAUAACCAGCUUGAAAGUCUGUACGAAAGCAGUGAAACUGAUACUUAGAGCAACGAUUUUCUUUGUCAUCAAUAAUGCAUUUCCUUCCAUAGCCAUUCUUAAAAAUAUAUCCCUGUACUUUCAUUAUUGUGUGAUCUGUGAAAGAAAGAUUGUAAAUGUGAUAUUUUUGUCCCACUGAACUGCAGUACAAACAAUUUUUUGGAUCAA